AUGACACUUGAGCAAAGAUGGGAGCAAAUAUUCAGUUGUGAAAAUGAUUACAGUGAAGGGAAUGUUGUGUCUUUGGAUGUUGCAGUACAAACAGAAAUAGUCAUUAUGGCGAGCAGAGACACAGUGUGGGAUGAGAAUAGUGUGAUGAAUGGGGUGACUUGGUUUACGAGCUUUAUUGGUAUAGGAGAAGAAGUGAAUAUUGGGUUGAGCUUGCUAAUUGUUGACAGAAUGAAAUGGGAGCAAGAGAGAGGAGGGUGGAUUAGCAGGAAAAAAAGGCAAGCGAUGGUGAAUAAAACAGAGCAGUAUGCAGGCAUUGGUGUUGGUGGGUUGAGUAGGUUUGGUUGCUAUGUCUUGGUUGAGAGAUUUGUGUUGAAAAGAAUGGAUGGAAGUGUGGCACUAACCUAUGAUUUCAAGCACACUCGUGAUUAG
Messenger RNA from Camellia sinensis, 429 nucleotides. RefSeq lists its product as uncharacterized. The record is from RefSeq and is a predicted model, not a curated record. NCBI's taxonomy places the organism in Eukaryota, Viridiplantae, Streptophyta, Magnoliopsida, Ericales, Theaceae.